AUGCCCUCCGGGAUGUGCCCGGCGAGCUCGUUGUGCGCGACGUCGAGCUGCUCCAGCGCGUGCAUCCCUGCCAUGGACUCCGGCAGCGUGCCCUGGAGCUGGUUAAAGCUCACGUCCAGCACGGUGAGCUCGCGCAGCCACCCGAUCUCCGGCGGGAUGCAGGACCGGAUGCCGGAGUUGAGCAUGACGAGCUCGUUGAGCGUGCCCCCCAUGCGCCCCACGCUGGCGGGGAUGCAGCCACGGAGGCGGAGGUUGGCGAGCACGAUGACCGAGGCGGGGGAGUUGCCAAAGUUUUCCGGCAGCUCGAAGUCGAAGUUGUUGUCGUUGAUGAAGAGCGCGUCGAUCUUCUUGUCGAAGAUGGCCGGGGGCACGGGGCCGCACAGGUUGUUGAACCUGAUGUCCACGUACUUGACGUUGGGGAGGCAGAGGAUGUGCUGCGGGAAGCCGCCGGAGAGGCGGUUGUUGCUGACGUCGAGCUCGUGGAGGAGGGAGAGCUUGGGGAGGGAGUCCGGGAGCCCCCCGGCGAAGCGGUUGGAGUUGAGGUGGAGGACGGCGAGGUCAGUGAGGUGGCCGAGCUCGAACGGCAGCGUGCCGGCGAGGUCGCCGUGA
This is a messenger RNA of Triticum turgidum subsp. durum (durum wheat), 609 nucleotides long. Lineage: Eukaryota; Viridiplantae; Streptophyta; Magnoliopsida; Poales; Poaceae. The record is from the annotation of a GenBank genome assembly.